AUGGACUACACCGCCUCCCCCAAGGCCGAGCUCGACAGGCCCGUCACGAUCGAUGAUGUCAUCGCGCACAUAUGCGAGUACAUCAUGCACGACAACCUUGGCAUCAUCGACACGAUGCACUUGGCCCUGGCAGACAUGGAGGGAGUGGAUUCGAAGGAUUGCCUCACCUUGGCGGAGCAGCACUCCAAGGCUGUGGACGCGCCCAAGUCGGGCGACUGGCAGAGUGUGGACAGAGACAUCCAGGCGAAGGUGAAAAAAUACCCGGACUUCAUGAUGAAGACGCGCAAGCCCAGGUACCCGUCCGACAAGGUGCUGGGGAAGAUGUUCAGAGAGUGCCACAAGUACGUGGGCAUAACGAAGCCGGUGCAGAGCGACCAAGACGUUCGCGCUCAUUCAGGAUUCAUCGUGAAAGGCUAUGAAGCUUUCGAGGAGGAGGCCAAGGUUGCUCGGACCCAAUACAACAACGACCUCCAUCACACCAUGAAAAUGUACGGAAUACGAACAGAAGAAGAGCUGAUGAGCGGCCACAUUGAGACACUGCAUGAGAAGGUGCACGACAAGGAAGUUGACGACGUCAGGGAGACGGUCAAGCUCAUUCGGCGGAAGCUCAUUGAAACUUUCAGAAACAGGUUUGAAGAGGGGCUGGGCAAAGACGAGGAGAAGAGGCUACAGAAGGCGAGCGCCUGGUAUCUCGUGACGUACGGCGAUGACCCAACACUGUGCGUGGAGACGUACGACCCUGAGCAGGACCCCCGUCGCAGGGGGGAAAUCGGCGGCAAGAAUCGCAAGGCGGGGCCCAGGAGGUUCCUCAGUUUUCCGUGGGUCGUGAGCGAUGUCCUGGCCAAGGUAUACUACAGCAACAUGAAGAACAAUCCGCAGGGGUCCAUGCUGUCCAUUGCGACGAUCAUAGGCAUGAGCGUCAUCCACAAGUUUGAGGAGACGGGCUUCAGCCUGAUCGACAAUUGGAGUGAACGCUGCGGCGUCUUGAAGACAGUUAAAGAACGUCUCGCGCCCAUUGGAUACACAUUCAUGACUGGGCUUUCGGCCUCCAUGCUGUUUGACGAGAAAGGGAAGAUUGAGUUUGUGCUUGUGCCAAGCCGUGAAGGCGACCGAAACUCUGCAGAGAGGGACCUGAAGCUGCAAAGGAGGAUCAUGGAUGGUGCACAUGAUCUCCUUUAUGUCGAGCUAGAGAAAACCAAGAGACCCCCAGGGGAUCCCAAGCAUGCCAUGCUUCUCUGCAAGCUCGCCAAGCCGCUGACCAAAGUCGCAUCGGGCACGUGGGCUGAAAUCACUGUGCUUACCUCCGCUCUGAAGAAGUGGAGCACGGUGGUCAUGUACAUGAAGCAGUAUCCCUACUUGCUGCCACUCCUUCGGCUGUUGGCGGGAUGGGUGAAGGGCACUGGGCUCACAGACCCUGGUCGAGGCCUCGUGGAUUCGUGCGUUGUUCCGUUCAUGUUCCUCAACAUGUGCCUGAAUGAUGGCGAGUUCCCUAUCCUUAGCACCGCCGAAGUUGAGGAAGUGUGUGAAAUGGUUGCCUGCGGACGCGACGUCUGCUUGUUCGCGGAUUUGGAGGGGUGGCAGCGUGUAGUGAAGGCAGCACUUGGGAUGGACGCCCAGCGCAAGGGUAGCCUUGGGGAUUUGCUGCUGGAGUUCUUCCGCCAUGGUCGAAGGCAUAUUGACGACCCCAUCCAGCCCUGUUUUAGGGGGGUCCUGUUCAAAGAGGGGAGCCCUUCCUUCGGUCAGCUGAUGGGAGAUAGGGCAGCCCAUCUCCUUCUUGAAGAAAUGGACCGGGCCUGCCACCGCUUGUCUCUGCGUGCCGACGCAUCGGCGUUGCUGACUGUAGACAGGCUGGAGCAGCUCCACUACAUCGAGACAAACGCCGCGUAUUCCAUUCUCGGGGCUGAGUCAGGCUUCGGCAAAUUCCUCAGAAGGCGCAGCGGCGCCACAGAGAUCGAGGUGUUCCCAAGAACGGAUCCCAAAGCGCCUGGGCUCCUCAUCAGGGCGGUGGGCACCGCCGCAGCCCAUUGGUCCGUCGGGAGGAUAGUGAGGAAUCUCGGCGGGCAGUACGCCAACGACGAAAAGAACACUGCUCUCUACACGCGCGCAUCAAGCGCCACAGAGGGCGCAUACUGCUACCUGAUGGAAGGGGCCGAGAGCCAAGGGGACCGGAUUGUCUUGGAAGACUACCACAGGCCAUGCCAUCCAUAUCAUGAUAGAGCGGCCAAGUCCGUGGCGCGCAUGUGCACCACAGUAGACCUGGCGCCGCUGUCCGGUGCCCUGGACUCCAAUUUCGCGGCGUUCAUGGAGCACUUUUUGAAGCAGCUGGGCAGAAUGGACCGCCUGUAUGCUCCCCAGAUGCAUGGCGACUGCGACCUCAGGGUGCAGUUUGGAAAGUCCUACAUCCGCGGGGCCCUCUGGGAACUUGGUGAGGACGGCCUCUGCACGGUCGGCAUGCUGCGCCAGGCCCUUGAGAAGCGGAAGAAAGGGGAGGUGCACCCCGCAUGGGUGGAGGCCGCCAAAACGCGCCGGGCGUGCACGCGGCGGCACGUCAACACGAGGGACCUUAAAUACCGGGAAGUGGGCAACUCGGCGUCUUUCUCCUUCUUCCCCCAAAUCAACCGGGCCUCAAGGUCCGGAGUGGAGGAGUGGGUGCGCGGCAAGGGUCUGAUCGGCCGGGACGCGGAGGAGGCGUACGAACUGCUGGUGACCAGGGACGGCGUCGAGGAUGUGGCGUGCUACGACGAGCGCCUGAACCUCCGCCACGUGGCCGCCCCCGACUUGAGGUGGGCGGUGGUCGACGUGAAGCGCGCGUUCCUGCGGAAGCCACCGGCGAGGGGCGGCGUGGACGGCGCCGAGUGCGACAUCAGGUUCAUUCUGCGGACCCAGUUUCCCCCCGACCACGACAUCAGGCAGGCGGCAGCGACCGGGCUGCACGGCGCGCUGUCCUGGGCGGCGGCUGGGCAAUCUCCUGCAGGGACGCAGAUGCCGCGCGUCGGGCGCGAACUGAUGGAGGCCGGACAAGCGCUCUCCCUGAGGCACGAGAGGCGCCGAAUUUUCAAGAGCUGUCGGGCAGGGGGGGGUCUGUCGAACGUGCAGGUUGAACUGACGGAGUGCGGCGUCCUGUCGCGGCCGGCCUACGGGCGCUUUUCCCACGCCGACAACUACUUGAACGUGCAGUUGAGGCCGCUGGCGGAGUGCCUUCGGACGGGUGAGAGCGCCAGCGUGGGGAGCUUUCUGGAGGACGUAUGGAGGCUUGCCUUUGAACUGUCCAAUGUGAUUCAGGGCCAGCCGGCAUGA
This is a messenger RNA of Ostreobium quekettii, 3297 nucleotides long. Lineage: Eukaryota; Viridiplantae; Chlorophyta; Ulvophyceae; Bryopsidales; Ostreobiaceae. The record is from the annotation of a GenBank genome assembly.